AUGACAACGAAAUUAUUAGCAAAUCAAUUAAAUAGUAUAAUGAAUGAUCCUGUCGAAGGAUUUACAGUAGAACUAGUGAAUGAUUCAUCCCUUUAUGAAUGGAAGGUAAUUAAAUUAAAUUUAUAA
This is a messenger RNA of Dictyostelium discoideum AX4, 126 nucleotides long. RefSeq lists its product as hypothetical. The transcript is spliced from 2 exons. NCBI's taxonomy places the organism in Eukaryota, Evosea, Eumycetozoa, Dictyosteliales, Dictyosteliaceae. The record is from RefSeq and is a predicted model, not a curated record. Bases 1 to 126 code for a protein of 41 amino acids.